Messenger RNA from Ilex paraguariensis (yerba mate), 2121 nucleotides. The record is from the annotation of a GenBank genome assembly. NCBI's taxonomy places the organism in Eukaryota, Viridiplantae, Streptophyta, Magnoliopsida, Aquifoliales, Aquifoliaceae.
UCAUCAAGUGACAUGGAGAAAUCUUGCUCUCUGCUUGUUUAUUUCGACAAAGGGACACCAGCUAUUGCCAAUGAGAUCAAAGAAGCUCUUGAAGGAAACGAUAUUCCCGCAAAGGUUGAUGCCAUGAAGAAAGCUGUCAUGCUUUUGCUGAAUGGUGAGACUCUACCUCAGCUUUUUAUCACUAUUAUUCGAUAUGUGUUACCCUCUGAAGAUCACACUAUUCAAAAACUGUUGCUCCUUUAUUUGGAGAUAAUUGACAAAACUGAUGCUAAAGGAAAAGUUUUGCCCGAAAUGAUUUUGAUUUGUCAAAAUUUGAGGAAUAAUCUUCAGCACCCGAAUGAGUACAUUCGGGGUGUAACUUUGAGGUUUCUUUGCCGAUUGAAUGAGGUGGAGAUCAUUGAGCCUUUGAUUCCGUCUGUUUUGGCGAAUUUGGAGCAUCGACAUCCAUUUAUCAGGAGGAAUGCAAUUCUUGCUGUGAUGUCGAUCUACAAACUUCCACAAGGUGAGCAGCUUCUUGUUGACGCACCAGAGAUGAUUGAGAAGGUUCUUUCAACAGAGCAGGAUCCAUCAGCCAAGAGGAAUGCGUUUCUUAUGCUUUUCACUUGUGCCCAGGAGCGUGCGGUUAAUUACCUUUUGACUCAUGUUGAUAGGGUGUCUGAAUGGGGUGAAUUGCUUCAGAUGGUUGUGUUGGAGUUGAUCCGGAAAGUUUGUAAAACAAAUAAGGGAGAAAAGGGGAAGUACAUAAAGAUUAUUAUCUCUCUCUUGAAUGCUCCUUCCUCUGCUGUUACUUAUGAAUGUGCUGGCACUCUUGUGUCUUUGUCGUCUGCACCUACUGCUAUUAGGGCUGCAGCCAAUACCUACUGCCAGCUUCUUCUAUCUCAAAGUGACAACAAUGUUAAACUAAUUGUGCUUGACCGACUGAAUGAACUCAAAUCUACACAUAGAGAGAUUAUGGUUGAUUUGAUAAUGGAUGUGCUAAGGGCACUCUCGAGUCCGAAUCUUGACAUUAGGAGGAAAACAACUGAUAUUGUUCUUGAAUUGAUCACUCCCAGAAACAUCAAUGAGGUUGUUCUUACUUUAAAGAAAGAAGUUGUAAAGACCCAGAGUGGGGAGCUUGAGAAGAAUGGAGAGUACCGCCAGAUGCUCAUCCAAGCCAUUCAUUCUUGUGCAAUCAAGUUCCCUGAAGUGGCAAGCACGGUGGUUCAUUUGUUGAUGGAUUUCUUGGGAGACAACAAUGUUGCAUCAGCUAUGGAUGUGGUGGUUUUUGUGCGAGAGAUAAUUGAAACCAAUCCAAAAUUAAGGGUCUCUAUUAUAACCAGGCUACUGGACACUUUCUACCAAAUCCGAGCUGCUCGGGUCUGUUCCUGUGCUCUUUGGAUCAUUGGAGAGUACUGCCUGUCUCUUUCUGAAGUUGAAAAUGGUAUUGCAAACAUUAAGCAGUGCCUUGGAGAACUACCAUUUUACUCAGCUUCAGACGAAGGAGAAGCUGCUGAUGCUUCAAAGAAGUCUCAGCAAGUAAAUAAUAUAACUACUGUUUCAUCUAGAAGACCAGCUAUACUUGCUGAUGGGACUUAUGCUACUCAGAGUGCUGCCUCUGAAACUGCUUUUUCCCCUCCUACUGUUGUUCAAGGAUCACUGACUUCUGGAAAUUUGAGAUCCCUUCUUCUCACAGGUGACUUUUUCCUUGGGGCAGUUGUGGCAUGCACACUGACAAAGCUUGUCCUGAGAUUGGAAGAGGUUCAACCAUCAAAAGUAGAGGUCAAUAAAGCAUCAACCCAAGCGUUGCUGAUCAUUGUGUCUAUGCUACAACUGGGGCAAUCUUCAGCUCUUCCGCACCCAAUUGAUAAUGAUUCUUAUGACAGAAUUGUGCUUUGCAUAAGAUUGCUAUGCAACACUGGGGAUGAUCUCAGAAAGAUCUGGUUGCAGUCUUGCCGUGAGAGUUUUGUUCAAAUGCUGUCAGAUAAGCAGCUUCGGGAAACAGAGGAAAUCAAGGCAAAGGCUCAGAUUUCUCAUGCACAGCCAGAUGACCUUAUUGACUUUUAUCAUCUGAAGAGUAGGAGGGUAUGUUUGAUUUUAGAAAGCCAGAAAAACAUGAUAGAUUUCUGUUAUGAAUUGCUAUAA